Toxorhynchites rutilus septentrionalis is the source of this 3480-nucleotide messenger RNA. It is a transcript of the gene ema, whose product is annotated as protein CLEC16A homolog. The record is from RefSeq and is a predicted model, not a curated record. Gene Ontology annotation, biological process: endosome to lysosome transport; endosomal transport; regulation of autophagosome maturation. The coding region runs from base 175 to 3333 and encodes 1052 amino acids. Gene Ontology annotation, cellular component: endolysosome membrane; late endosome. NCBI's taxonomy places the organism in Eukaryota, Metazoa, Arthropoda, Insecta, Diptera, Culicidae. The transcript has 10 exons.
CCUGGCUAGUGUCAUUUCUUCUGUAUGUCGAUGCAAAAAUAAUUUUUAAAAGUGUGGAAUAGUAAUGAUAAACAUCGCUCUUCAUCUUUGAUGUUGUUUGCAAUUGCUGUAGAAUAGAAAGAAGCUUUUGCGGCGUUAUAUAGAUUCCACAUAAAAAUUAAAACCAAAUAAGACAUGUUUCGGAGUAGAAGCUGGUUUGGAGGUGGAUGGAACCGUCCUAAAAAUCGUCUCUCACUAGACCACCUGAAAUAUUUGUAUAGUGUCCUCGAGCGUAAUACUACAGUAUCUGAAAAUAAUCGUGGAUUAUUGGUAGAAUCACUGCGAUGCAUAGCGGAAAUCCUGAUUUGGGGCGAUCAAAAUGAUUCGUCCGUGUUCGAUUUCUUCCUAGAGAAAAAUAUGUUAUCAUACUUCCUUCACAUCAUGCGACAAAAAAGCGGAGGAUCGAGCUUCGUUUGCGUACAAUUGCUUCAAACGUUGAAUAUUUUGUUCGAAAACAUUCGGAAUGAGACGUCUCUUUACUAUCUACUUAGUAAUAAUUUGGUGAACUCAAUAAUCGUUCACAAGUUCGAUUUCUCUGACGAAGAUGUUAUGGGAUACUACAUACUGUUUCUGAAGACGCUAAGCUUGAAAUUAAACACUCAUACGAUACAUUUCUUCUACAAUGAACAUACGAACGAUUUCCCGCUGUACACCGAAGCAAUAAAAUUUUUCAACCAUCCGGAAUCGAUGGUUCGCAUUGCGGUUCGUACCAUCACGCUGAACGUGUAUAAAGUGCAAAAUCCGAAUAUGCUACAGUUCAUUCGCGAUAAAACUGCCGCUCCCUACUUCAGCAAUCUGGUAUGGUUCAUUGGGAAGCAUAUACUGGAGCUGGACGCGUGCGUCAGGACCGAUAUCGAUCACCAAUCCCAGCACCGGUUGGCAAAUCUAGUUGCAGAGCAUUUGGAUCAUUUGCACUAUCUGAACGAUAUCCUCUGUUUGGAUAUAGCCGAUUUGAACGCGGUCCUUACCGAACACUUACUCCACAAACUGUUCGUCCCGUUGUAUAUAUUUUCGCUAACGCCGUCCCCACCCAUUUCAAUGGCCGUUGUGACCAGGAACCUUGCGGCAGUGCUGAAUAAAGUGGUUGAUAUUGAUAUCAAAGAAAUGAAUAACCCUCGUGUGUCCAGUGUAGUGGCGCUGUUUCUACUGUCACUAGUUUUUCUCGUUGUUACACACCGGCCCCUCAUAAAUGCGCUCACCUGGGUUAUUCUCAAUGCGGACCACACGGUUUUCAAGGAGGGAGCCGCGCAAAUUUUGAACGCAUACAUAGAUAAUCGCGAGGUAGUUGCGCUCGGCUUCGUCCAACCUGUCGAGAGUCUUGAAGAGGCACUGGAGAGCACAGCCGCUUCGUCCAGUUCCUACAGUUAUGAUCCCAAUGCCGAAGAAGCUAAUAGCAGCAGCAGUACAUCUACCAACAAUGAUCCACAGUCAAUAGAAUCUCCAAGUCCACCAACACUAUCAGAUGAAAUUGAAAAAGUGAACAUUACCGACGAGGAAAAGGAAAAGCUACUUCUGAACGUAUAUCGUACUCCAGAAUUCAACAGGCCCUUUCUGGAUAUGGUUCUUUCGUCGUUGGACUGCUCUGAGAAUGAUUAUCUGGCCCUCUUGGCACUCUGCUUACUCUAUGCGUUGGCUAACAACAAAGGUGUCAACGCCGAAUGGCUCGAUAUGGUCCUGAAUCGCUCAUCGCCAUCCGGAUGUUCAAAGUACAAUAUAAUACUAAUAGAGAAGUUGCUGCAAAUUAUUACCCUUUCCAGUCAGCCAUCAUGUCGCGUUCGAUUGGUUACGAUGGAUUUGACUUUGAAACUUCUGUCCCAAAUUGUUGGUGUCGGUACAAGCAACAUAAAUAUGAGCGAGCAGCAUAGGAACACACUUUUUUCGGCCCGCAAUCAAAGUAUGACUGUUUUGAGGAAUUUCUAUAAAUCAGAGGAUAUUUUCCUGGAUUUGUUCGAAGAUGAAUACAACGAAAUGGCAAAAACGAAUCUGAACGUGGAAUUUCUGUGUAAUGACUCGACGAUAUUGUUGCCUCCCACUGGAACACCUUUAACUGGAAUUAGUUUCCCAAGACGAUUACCUUGUGGGGAGGUAGAAAAAGCACGACGUGCAAUUCGAGUCUUCUUCUUGCUCCGUAGAAUGUGCCAAAGUAUGAGUGGAGAGAGUGAGCAUUUGCUGCCACUGACAAAUCCCAGGCAAUGCGUCCAAAUAGACAACGCUCUGGAUUUAAACAAUAGCGAUUUGAUAGCAUGCACGGUAGUGAUGCGUGAUGGCACCAAGUAUAGACGAUUUUUAGUGAUGGACAUCCUCCAGUUAAUUCUUGUCGAACCCGACAGCAAACGGUUGGGAUGGGGUGUUGCGAAAUUUGUCGGGUUUCUCCAAGACGUCGAAGUAAAUGGUGAUAAGGAGGAUUCUCGAAGCCUACAUCUUACUAUUCAUCGAGGAGGUGCCACAAACAACCGCACUCCAAUCUUAUCGGCGAAAUUCAUGUUCGAUGAUCAUAUCCGCUGCAUGGCAGCGAAACAGAGGUUAACAAAAGGGCGUAGCAAAGCGCGACAAAAGAAGAUGUUCCAGAUCGCACAGUUAUUGGAAAUACCAGGACAAUUAAAUGAUGUAGCUUUUUCCGCUCUUGCGUCUGCUGGAUCGUCAGGAACCACCCCUGUAUUGAGGCCCUCCACAGGAAAGCAGCUUCGAGAGCAUCGACCACUGUUUUCAACAGUGAAUCGAGUCCCUGGAGUGGCGGCAGCUUUGAGGAGAGAAAGCAUGCCCAGCGGAGGAGUGAGUAGAGUGCAGAUAAACUCGAGCCGUUCUAUCGAUGGUGAUGUGACGGGAGCACACAGGAAAAGCUCCGGUACAGCACGUAGGGAAAGUAGUCACCCAAUCCCUGUUACAUCGACGAAAUCCCGCGAAUCCUCCCGAAAUCGUUCCGGAACACCAAGAUCGCGCGAUUCUAGCCCGCGUGUUGUGAGACCUCGGUCGGAAGAGAUACCACUAGAGGACUUCCGUCGUUCGCAGAAUGCAAGCCCCGGUUCACGUAACUCAUCGAACGCACCCUCACGUGCUCAUACUCCAUCGAGACUCAGUUUAGAACCCACAGUAACGACACCUAAUAGCAAUGGUCAAAGUAACAGCAAUUCUACAAAUACGACGAAAGAAUUAACUAUUCCAACAGUUCCAAUAGCUGGUUCAAGUUCAUCAACGGUCUCCAUCCCAGUUGAACUAAGUCCCACUUCUGAAGAAACUUCGUUCAUCGCUGCCGAAGAGAGACAGAAAAAACGUGGUGCGGUUGAAACAGUCUAGCGAAAAUGCGUGUUAUCUAUGUAUUUUGUUUCGUUGUUUUAUGUCCGGACUAUUUAUUGUUUUAAUUAACUCUAUGUUAAAAUGAAAUGUGUCGGAAAAGAUGUAUUUACAUGAUAAAAUAAAAUAGUCCAAUUAAUAUCCAUUGAA